Molecule: messenger RNA, 1509 nt
Organism: Magallana angulata
Lineage: Eukaryota; Metazoa; Mollusca; Bivalvia; Ostreida; Ostreidae
Exons: 8
Coding region: 1-1314 (437 amino acids)
Source: RefSeq, a predicted model, not a curated record
AUGGAGUUGGUGGAGCGAGAGCUUUUGUUUAUGGUGCGGAAUUCGAAACAUGCAACCCUCCCGGCAACUUGCACAAGCUCGCGGACCAUGAUGUACCGUGUGAUGUUUGUCUUCUUCGAAAUCAAUCCGUCGUCAAAAUGUUUACAGCCAGAAAAACCGUGUUACAAAGGAUGGAAGUUAGAGUAUCGUGGAAACUUAAUGGUGGGAUAUUUUGACCAUCCAGCUGGUACAAUGUACACCUGUGAUGACGAGUAUCCAGACACUUUACAUGGUGGUCGUGCAAAUCAAGAUGAAUACAGUGAUGGAGUUGGUGGAGCGAGAGCUUUUGUUUAUGGUGCGGAAUUCGAAACAUGCAACUCUCCCGGCAACUUGCACAAGCUCGCGGACCAUGAUGUACCGUGUGAUGUUUGUCUUCUUCGAAAUCAAUCCGUCGUCAAAAUGUUUACAGAAAAACCGUGUUACAAAGGAUGGAAGUUAGAGUAUCGUGGAAACUUAAUGGUGGGAUAUUAUGACCAUCCAGCUGGUACAAUGUACACCUGUGAUGACGAGUAUCCAGACACUUUACAUGGUGGUCGUGCAAAUCAAGAUGGUAGACUGUUUUAUUCCGUAGAGGCUCGAUGUGGUUUCUUGAAGUGCCCACCUUAUGUGGAACGGAGAGAACUCAUGAUUGUGGCUCUUAUUCUUGUGAUUUUUGUGAUGGAAGUACGGGCUGUAACAAACGAUGGAAGUUGUAAAGACAUGCUGCAGCAAUAUCUGACAGGACAUUUGAGCGUUGUUUACACAAGAUGGGGGAAAAAAACAUGUCCUUCGAAUGCCGAGUUAGUUCUAUCAGGCUUCACUGGCGGUUCAUGGUACGAUCACAAAGGAGCAGCGGUUGAUCUUCUGUGUUUACCAAGAGAUCCAGAGUGGGGUGAAUACAUUGAUGGAGUUAAAGGGACCAAAGCUUAUGUUUUUGGUGCGGAAUACGAAACAUACUACACCAUCAGCAACCUGCGCAAAGUCUAUAAUCAUGAUGUACCGUGUGCUGUUUGUCUUCUUCGAAAUAAAUCCGUCGUCAAAAUGUUUCCAGCCAGAAAAACGUGUUACAAAGGAUGGAAAUUAGAGUAUCACGGGAACUUAAUGGCGGGAUAUUAUAACAGUCCAGCUGGUACAAUGUACACCUGUGUUGACGAGCAUCCAGACACUUUACAUGGUGGUCGUGCAAAUCAAGAUGGUAGACUGUUUUAUUCCGUAGAGGCUCGAUGUGGUUCCUUGAAGUGCCCACCUUAUGUGGAAGGGAGAGAACUCGUCUGUGCUGUUUGUUCUAAGGAGUAAACAUUAUUAAACCAGUACUGACUUUUUUUCUACAUUUUGUUAGGGUAAUUUAAGAUUUGUUUCAACGUCAAAAUAUGAGUCAAAACUGCUCUCAGUUUUGUUGUAAAAUCUCUCACAUUUUAAUUAUAAUUCUUUAUGUUGUUAUUGAUUCCCUUGAGCUAGUCAAAUCUAGAGAGAAUAAAAUAUAAAAUCUGU